Molecule: messenger RNA, 2754 nt
Organism: Doryrhamphus excisus (bluestripe pipefish)
Lineage: Eukaryota; Metazoa; Chordata; Actinopteri; Syngnathiformes; Syngnathidae
Source: RefSeq, a predicted model, not a curated record
GUGUUUUAAUAGAAAUAGGCUUUUUAUAGACUCACAUAGAGGAGUCUUAUCUCAGAAGAAGAACAAGAAGAGCUUUGUUUAUCUGGCAACCUCUCCUCUCUGCUGAUGGGCAGGCAGCUGAUGCAGGGGGGCAGCACCCUCCCCGCGGCACCCUAAGGAUCCUUCAGUUAGACACCGACAGGAGGAAGGAGAAGAAGAAGAAGAAGAAGAGCAGCGACGAGAGAGCCAAAGCAUCGGUAUGCCAGGCUGCGUUGCCAGCAUGGCCGUGCAGAGGGGCGCCAACCCGCCUCCGCAGCCGCCACGCAGCACAGAGAGGAGGACCGCCAAGGGGGAAGGAGCCUGGAGAGAAAACAACGCCAGAGCCGAUCCCAGGAAGGUCACAGCCGCACCAAGGCCCAACGCAGUGGCCGGUGGACCAAACUUAGACGAGAGGCUUAGAGCUGCUCGAGAAAGGAGAGAGGAGCAGCAGAGGUUACUCGCCUGGCGGGUGCAGAGCAGGCAGGAGCGCGAGCAGCGAGCCAGACGUCACUACGAGGAGCAGCUGCAGGAACGCCAGAGGAAGCUGAGGGAGCAAAAGAUCAAGGAGGAGAAACGGCGCUGCGCCGUGGAGGAGAAACGCAAACAGCGACUUCAGGAGGAGAAAGAGCGAAACGAAUGCGCCGUACGCAGGACCCAGGAGAAGAGCCAAAAAGCCCAGCAGAACUUUGGUCAGAACCUGAGAGGCAGGAAGUCCACCAAGAACGUUCCUCGUCACUUAGCCCUCAGCCAGUGGGAGAAGAAGCUGGUGAGUCGCCUCCUAACCCCUACCAGCUCUUACCUGGCCCGAAGCAAGAGCUCUGAUUGCCAGUCAGGACAAGAAGUUCUCCAUAUUUGUCGUCGUGCAGUUUCAUUUUACUCCACGACCAGCUCUGGCAGCACCCCGCAGAGACCCCAAGACCAAAAGAGGACUCACAGCCAGAGACCCCAGGAACAGAAACCCCAGAACCAGAGACCACAGGAACAGAAACCCCAGAACCCGAGACCACAGAACCAGAGACCACAGGAACAGAGACCACAGAACCAGAGACCACAGAACCAGAGACUGUCACCCUCCCCGAGUCCCAGCCACAGCCAGACCAGAAGCACCAACCAUAGACAGCUUAAAACAGCCACCCAGCAUGAUGCUAACAAGAGGAACCAAAACGUGGGCCUGAACGUCCGUUCAGCAGCCAAGGAAACAACCAGAACCGCAUCAUCACCGUCCCCAGAACAGUCUCGUAGAAGAUCCAGCCGGCGCCAUUCUAUCCCUCUCCAACUGGACCUGCCCUCAGUUCCGGAGGAAGAUGUUCCCAUCUGCAACUCUGCCUUGUCGCCUGGAAACUCCAGGCCGCUCAGGAUCGAAGAUCCACAUCAAGACAUAAUACAGGAUUCUCCAGAGACCAAUUCGGAUCUGCUUAGCUUUGAGGCAGAACUUGAGAGCAGAACCGCAGGAGAUGGAAGUCCUGCUAAGAUUCCUCCUAAUCUACCGGAGGUCCAGCUCAGGCCCUCAGCCGGUACCACCAACCCAGUCGAAGCCUCUCGCCUCCUGGCUGAAAAGAGACGUGAGGCGAGGAUGCUCAGAGAGCGAGAGGAGCAGGAUCGCGUGCAAGCGGCCGAAGCGGAAACGCGCGGUCGAGCAGAACUGGAACGCCGCAGGGCCGAAGCUCAGCGUCUCAUCGCCGAUAAAAGGAGGCGGGAGGAAGAGGAGCACAGGCGAGCGGUGGAGGAGAGAGCCCAGGCCAUGAGGGAAGCGGCUCUUCUGCACAAACAGAGGGAGGAGGAACAAGCAAGAGAGCGGGAAAAAGCUGCCCAGUUGACAAAGGAGCGAGAGCUGCUCGCCCGAAAAGAAGAGGCAGAACGCCAAGUCAGAAAGAAGCGACUGGAGGAGAUCAUGCGGAGGACUAGAAGAACAUCUUCUCCUGACACGCCUCAGAAAUCAGCCACGGUGAGCAUCUUACCGAAAGAGAACUCGGAGCUCCCUGUGCACGGCAACGCCAUCAAGGAUCCCGGAUCCCGACCCCCGCAGCUGGUGUUGGACCGUGACGACGGCGAGGACAUGGUGGUGCCCGUUGUGGCCUUCAGGGAGCGAAGGUCCCUCAGGACACUGGCGAGCCUGGAAGACAUCCAGACGCACCAACGAGCGGAGGUCAUCUGAGUGCCUGCAAAGAUGGAGGGCGACACGGCAACGAUGACAACUUUUGCUGCGUGGAAAAAUCACCGCUAUACGCUUCUUCUGUGAGGACGGGACAAUGAUGCUAACGUGUCAUGUUAACGACGUUAACGAAUCCUUUAAGAGUCGAUUUAGCACGGCAGGUUUAUGACUUAAUAAGAGCAUAUUUUUAGACUCCAUGAAAUAUCUGUUUCAAUAAUUAAUAAUAUCAAAUAAUUUCUUGCUCUUUUUGCCAUAAACAGAAAUCAUGUCAUAUUUUUAAGCUGCUACACAAUUUAUAAAGUAGUUUCCCAAAGAUUAUUUGCUUAUAGAGUAGCGUCGGAGAAUAUAUUUGCACUUAAGUGCUUUGCUUAAUUAUAAUAUGCAAUUGUUACCAAGGCGACAAGUGGUAGUUAAUGAUUAUUAUCAUUAUUACAUAAAGGCGUAUGAAACAAAUCAGCAUUUAAUUAACUUCAUUGCCUAUUUUUGUCACAUGUUUGAUUUGUCGAUUAAUUCAUUUAAUUGCCGAAUGUCUUUGUUUUUCAUUUGUUUGUAAAUUUUAAAUUAAAGUCACUUCAUGAAUUGGA